Molecule: messenger RNA, 939 nt
Organism: Sorex fumeus (smoky shrew)
Lineage: Eukaryota; Metazoa; Chordata; Mammalia; Eulipotyphla; Soricidae
Product: olfactory receptor 4F6-like
Exons: 1
Coding region: 1-939 (312 amino acids)
Biological process (GO): G protein-coupled receptor signaling pathway
Cellular component (GO): membrane
Molecular function (GO): G protein-coupled receptor activity; olfactory receptor activity
Source: RefSeq, a predicted model, not a curated record
AUGUAUGAAACAAAUGACUCUGAAGUGUCUGAAUUUAUAUUCGUGGGACUUUCUAACUCUAGACCAAUGCAGCAUUUUCUUCUUGCCUUUGCUACAGUGUUUUAUGUAACAAUAGUUUUGGGAAACCUUUUUGUUGUGCUUACAGUGAUUUUUGAUUCUCAUUUACAUUCUCCCAUGUAUUUCCUUCUAGCCAAUCUCUCUUUCAUUGAUAUGUCUCUUUCUACUGUAGCAGUUCCUAAGAUGAUUUCUAACAUGUCCUCUGGGCAUAAAACUAUUUCCUUCAAUGGGUGUGUUAUCCAGAUAUUUUUUCUUCACAGUUUUGGUGGAGUUGAGAUGGUGUUGCUCAUCUCCAUGGCCUUAGACAGAUAUGUAGCCAUUUGUAAGCCCCUCCAUUACUUGACAAUCAUGAACCCACGAAUGUGUGCUUUGCUUGCCGCUGGUGCUUGGAUGAUAGGUCUCAUUCACUCUGUGGCCCAGUUAGCAUUUGUUGUUCAUUUGCCUUUUUGUGGUCCCAAUAAAAUAGAUAGCUUUUACUGUGAUCUUCCUUGGUUUAUCAAACUUGCCUGUGCAGACACCUAUGGAUUAGAAUUGAUGGUUACUGCCAACAGUGGGUUCAUUACUAUGGGGACCUUCAUUUUGUUGAUUGCCUCCUAUAUAUACAUCUUGGUCACAGUAAGGAAACGCUCUUCAGGUGAUUUGUCUAAGGCCUUUUCUACUCUUUCAGCUCAUAUCACCGUGGUGCUUUUAUUCUUUGGGCCAUGUAUUUUUAUUUACAUGUGGCCAUUUCCCACAGUCCCUGUGGAUAAAUUUCUUGCCAUUUUGGACUUUCUUAUUACGCCCAUUCUGAAUCCAGCCAUUUACACUUUGAGGAAUAAAGAUAUGAAAAUGGCAAUGAGGAGACUGAGUAGUCAAAUCCUGAACUCAAAAAUGACUCCUUAA